UUAAAGAAUUAAAAUUCCUAUUCUUGGUCCAAAAGUGUGGAUAGCCCGACAGGUAUUUUUCCGCAUUCGCAUGUCGUAGGAGAAGUCUGAGCUUUCUUCACUUUCGGAACAAAUGAUCCCUCUGAGAAUGAUAAGAAGAAUGGUGUUGGACAGAAGUAGCAAUAAGUUAUCAAGAGCUCUGAGUUCGUCUCCGAUUCGAAACCCAAGGUCUCCACCUCUUGUUUCACUUGACCUCAUCGAUGAAUGGUCUUCCAGUUUCACCCAUUCUGAUUCUCCUCCAAUCCAAAAAUGCACAGCCAAUAAUGAUAGUGCUAGAAUAAUUGAUGGGAAUUCGGCUGCCGAGGAAAUUAAAUCAACCAUAGCUAUAGAAGUUAUCAGAAUGAAGGAGUCAAUAGGAAAGGUCCCUGGUUUGGCUGUAAUAUUGGUCGGCCAAAGGCGAGACUCUCUUGCGUAUGUUCGUAACAAAAUUAUGGCUUGCCAUGAGGUUGGGUUCAGAUUUUCAAUUGCUGAACUCCCUGAGAGCUGUACAGAAGAGGAAGUCUGUGAUGCAUUGUCAAAUUAUAACAAGGAUGCAUCAAUCCAUGGUAUUCUUGUGCAGCUUCCUUUGCCACAGAAGUCAUUGGAACAGCAUUUUGACGAGGGAAAGAUUUUAAAUUUACUAAGCUUAGAAAAAGAUGUGGAUGGAUUUCAUCCACUAAACAUUGGGAACUUGGCCAUUCAGGGUAGAGAGCCAUUGUUCAUCCCAUGCACUGCUAAAGGCUGCAUCGAGUUACUGCUCAGUUCUGAUGUUGAAAUAGUUGGGAAGAGAGCUGUAGUGAUUGGGAGGAGCAACAUCGUUGGAUUACCUACAUUUUUGUUGUUGCAGAGGCACCAUGCAACAGUAAGCAUUGUGCAUGCAUAUUCAGAGAAUCCAGAAAUUAUUACUCGUAAAGCUGAUAUACUUGUUGCAGCUGCUGGAGUACCUAAUUUAGUCCGUUGUAGCUGGUUAAAGCCUGGAGCAGUUGUACUUGACGUUGGAAUAAACCCAAUUGAGGACCCUGAGAGUGAACAUGGUUACCGUUUGAUUGGAGAUGUUUGCUUUGAAGAAGCAGUCAGGAUAGCUUCCGCGGUAACCCCAGUGCCUGGAGGUGUAGGUCCUAUGACAGUUGCAAUGCUUCUUCUGAACACCCUUGAAGCCGCCAAACGUGCACUUUGUUUUACUUGAUUUUAAGGCGGAGGAACUCCUAAAAUGUCUCAUUUCUUCCUCUUUAUUAGAAACAUGGAGAUGAUAUGAAUGAUUACUAGCUCAAGUUUUGCACUGUUGGACUUGUGUCUGGUAGACCAACCACUGCCAUUAAUCAAUCCUGUAUUCUUGGAAGUUUUCAGUUCCAACCACUUCAAGCAGCAGUACUGACCGAAAGUAGCAGCUUCACUAUUUGGGAUAAGGCACUGAGAUAAUAUGACAUUGAAGGACAACCGAAUAGCUAAUAAAACCAAUGUUUGGUUUCCAUAAUGCAGAAAAUUCUCUAGUAUAACUAACUAUAUUUGUGUAUAUUGAUUUGCUCCUUAAGAUUCCUUUUGUUUCAACUUAAAGGCUGAUCUUAUAAAGCUA
Molecule: messenger RNA, 1591 nt
Organism: Solanum dulcamara
Lineage: Eukaryota; Viridiplantae; Streptophyta; Magnoliopsida; Solanales; Solanaceae
Product: bifunctional protein FolD 1, mitochondrial-like
Exons: 5
Coding region: 113-1204 (363 amino acids)
Biological process (GO): tetrahydrofolate interconversion
Cellular component (GO): cytosol
Molecular function (GO): methenyltetrahydrofolate cyclohydrolase activity; methylenetetrahydrofolate dehydrogenase (NADP+) activity
Source: RefSeq, a predicted model, not a curated record